Messenger RNA from Orussus abietinus, 1872 nucleotides. RefSeq names its product actin, clone 403. Bases 264 to 1394 code for a protein of 376 amino acids. Lineage: Eukaryota; Metazoa; Arthropoda; Insecta; Hymenoptera; Orussidae. The record is from RefSeq and is a predicted model, not a curated record. Gene Ontology annotation, biological process: mitotic cytokinesis. The transcript has 4 exons.
UAUGGUCAAUCCAAGGGAAGGGGAAUCGGUAUAAAGCCACAACCACCUUGAUACUCGCGCAAAGCCCGAAAGAUCAACGUUUCGUGAAGACCACGUACCGUCUGGUUACCCGUUACUGUAUAUACGUAUAGACAUAUAUUACAAUCUUCGUAUAGUUAAACAUUGUACAGUUAAAAUAAGCGAACGCAUAACUUAUCGGGAUACCUGCAGUUGAUAGCGCGACGCGUACGGCACAAGAUAUUGGUAACUUUCAGUGUUUCAAAAUGUGCGACGACGACGUGGCCGCACUUGUCGUCGACAAUGGAUCAGGCAUGUGCAAAGCAGGAUUUGCGGGGGAUGACGCCCCGAGGGCGGUCUUCCCUUCCAUCGUCGGUAGACCCAGAUACCAGGGCAUUAUGGUGGGCAUGGGACAAAAAGACAGUUACGUGGGUGAUGAGGCCCAAAGUAAAAGGGGAGUACUGACCGUCAAGUACCCCAUCGAACACGGCAUCGUUACCAACUGGGAUGAUAUGGAAAAGAUCUGGCAUCACACGUUCUACAACGAGCUCCGAAUCGCACCGGAGGAGCACCCAGUGCUCCUAACGGAGGCUCCGCUGAAUCCAAAAGCUAACAGGGAGAAAAUGACUCAGAUUAUGUUCGAAACAUUCAAUUCACCUGCUAUGUACGUAGCGAUUCAGGCGGUCCUCUCAUUAUACGCGUCUGGACGGACCACCGGAAUUGUUUUGGACAGCGGUGAUGGUGUAUCCCACACAGUUCCCAUUUACGAAGGUUAUGCAUUGCCGCACGCAAUUUUGCGUUUGGAUUUGGCUGGCCGCGAUCUGACGGAUUAUUUGAUGAAGAUCCUUACCGAGAGGGGAUACUCCUUCACGACGACUGCCGAACGUGAGAUCGUGCGCGACAUCAAAGAGAAACUUUGCUACGUUGCUCUGGAUUUCCAACAAGAAAUGGCCACGGCAGCUGGAUCCAGUGCUUUAGAAAAGAGUUAUGAAUUACCGGACGGUCAGGUCAUCACGAUCGGAAACGAGCGUUUCCGUUGUCCCGAGGCAAUGUUCCAGCCGAGCUUCUUGGGUAUGGAAUCUUGCGGGAUACACGAAACUACCUACAAUUCAAUAAUGAAAUGCGAUGUCGACAUUCGUAAAGACCUCUACGCAAAUUCCGUCCUCUCGGGCGGCACCACGAUGUACCCAGGAAUCGCCGAUAGGAUGCAAAAGGAGAUUACAGCGUUAGCGCCGUCCACCAUGAAGAUCAAAAUAAUCGCGCCCCCGGAAAGAAAAUAUUCCGUAUGGAUCGGAGGUUCCAUCCUGGCGAGUUUAAGUACUUUCCAACAAAUGUGGAUCUCGAAGCAGGAGUACGACGAGUCGGGCCCGUCCAUCGUACAUAGGAAAUGCUUCUGAAUCCAAAAACUACCGUCGAUAACUCGAUAUACAUAUCGUGCAGCCAUCAGGAAACUUAUCUAAACACGAUUAAAUUUCUUCACUAUAAAGCUGCCCGCUACAAAUUAAUUUACAGCGUUCUAAUUGUAGUACUACCUACUUAAUAUAUAUAUUUAUAUAUUUAUUUAUUUACCAAUUGAGUAGUUGCGCCUUUUGAAAGUAACGCUUGCAUUGUUCAAAGACCCAGGGUUGUACCGUUCAACUUGUAUUCGCUGCGACUUAUCAAGGUCGACGUUGAAGUGCGUCCGUCCCUGGAUAACGGAAUAAUUUGAUUAAUUAAUUGAUAGUGUUUAGUUUUUAAAAGUUACCGUGGACGGAGAGUGCAAUCUCGGUUGCACGUUAAAUCUGGCUCGUUGAUAUAUUAAUAUCCUACAUCCGGAGCGGUCGAGAAACUCGAGCGCACCUGUUAAAUACGGAAUAAACACGAAUCCAUUCCUUA